This is a messenger RNA of Acipenser ruthenus (sterlet), 3207 nucleotides long. RefSeq names its product fibroblast growth factor 14. Gene Ontology annotation, molecular function: fibroblast growth factor receptor binding; growth factor activity. Gene Ontology annotation, cellular component: cytoplasm. Gene Ontology annotation, biological process: positive regulation of gene expression; cell differentiation; positive regulation of cell population proliferation. Bases 1191 to 1940 code for a protein of 249 amino acids. NCBI's taxonomy places the organism in Eukaryota, Metazoa, Chordata, Actinopteri, Acipenseriformes, Acipenseridae. The transcript is spliced from 5 exons. The record is from RefSeq and is a predicted model, not a curated record.
CAUUAAUACUUGUUCAUGUUCUUGAUUCGCAGACGGUAACAGAUUUGUACACUCAAAAGCAGAGAGCCUUUUUUUUCCUUCGGUCUGUGUUUUUUUCCCCGAGCGGGAGUCUGGAUAUAAAGCGAAGUGUGGCUCGGCUCGACAAAUAAAGAGCACCCUGUUGCCGUGUCUUUCGUGUUUUGUGUUGUUGCUUUAUUGGCCUAUACAAAUAAUUGUUGAUCACUUUGAAAUGCGUAUCCAUAAAGGCUUGAUUUUGCAUCCGCUCCUGUGAGUCUCAAAAAAACCUUAGUCACCUUUUUUGGAAAAUCUAAGCAGUCUUAUUUCCAGGAGAGACUAUUUAUUAAAUGCUGUGUACCAUGAAUUACAAGAAGAGGACAGCUUGAAUGAAAAUGCUUCAGGAAACCCUGUCGUGUAUGGAAGUUACCAAAACAAAGGUAAAACUGACAUCACCGCCUGUUAAGUAAAUGGUUUAUUUUGGCAACUAGUAGGUAACAAUGUUAAAAACGGGCAAGAGGAAUAGACCUGUUAUGAUGGCUGGGUGCAAUCGCCCCUUUUUAACAAACUGGCGCGGAUUGCAAUUCAACUUGGUGAAUAUCUAAGCAGGGAUAUAGCAAUCACAACUCACCACUGGAUGGCAAGUAGGCGUCCUUCAGAAGUAAUAAUUACAAGAAAAUUGCUUUUAUUUUGGUGGCUGAUUGCACACAGGUAUGAAAAUUGCUGUCCAGCGUGCUGAGUUCUAAAAACAGACGUGGGAAAUUCAGCACGUAUAAGAAUGUGGCAAUUAGGUUUGAGAAAGAUUCGAUUGUGAUUUUAAACCGGUUGAGACUCCUCGCCAAGUCGCUGGACUGAAUAGGCUUUGGACCGAAAUGAAAUAUGCAGGCAUGGGUAAUUUAAACAUAGUCAUUACCAACCCCAUUCCUGCUUCUUUCAAGGUUUAAGGGAUAUCUACCUUGGCAAGAUGACCUGGUAUGAAUUAGAUAUGGGAAAACUGUGUAAAUGCAUCUCUCAAAAGAAAAAAAGGCUUUAAACAGACAUUUGGAAUUGACUCGCGUAUUUAAUAUAUGAAACAAAAACUACUGGGACACAUUAGCUAAAACCAUGGGUCAGUAAAGAAAACAAACAACACAAACUAUUUUGUAGCGAACCUGCACCGGGGAGCCUGUAGUUAGUGUCGAAUUGUUUUUUGAGACAUGGCAGCGGCGAUUGCCAGCGGUUUGAUCCGGCAGAAGAGACAGGCUCGGGAGCAGCACAUUGACCGGCCCGCCCCCAAUCGAAGGAGGAAGAAGAGUCCUAGCAAGAACCGGGGGCUCUGCAAUGGGAACCUGGUCGAUAUUUUCUCCAAAGUCAGAAUCUUCGGCCUCAAGAAAAGGAGGCUACGGAGACAAGAUCCCCAGCUCAAGGGUAUAGUGACCAGGUUAUAUAGCAGGCAAGGCUACUACUUGCAAAUGCACCCAGAUGGAUCUCUUGAUGGGACCAAAGAUGACAGCAGUAAUUCUUCUUUGUUCAACCUUAUACCAGUGGGACUCAGAGUUGUUGCUAUUCAGGCCGUGAAGACAGGGUUAUACAUAGCCAUGAAUGGAGAAGGUUAUCUCUACACAUCAGAACUUUUUACACCGGAAUGCAAGUUUAAAGAGUCUGUGUUUGAAAACUAUUAUGUGAUCUACUCCUCCAUGCUAUACAGACAGCAAGAGUCUGGCAGGGCUUGGUUCCUGGGUCUCAAUAAAGAAGGCCAAGUAAUGAAGGGGAAUCGAGUGAAGAAAACAAAACCAGCUGCUCAUUUCCUGCCUAAGCCAUUAGAAGUUGCCAUGUACAGAGAGCCAUCAUUGCAUGAUGUUGGAGAAUCAGUUCCAAAGGCCGGAGUGACUCCGAGUAAAAGCACAAGCGCGUCUGCAAUAAUGAAUGGCGGCAAACCGGUUAGCAAGACGAGCAAGACGACAUAGCCAGAUCUUAACAGCUGUGGUGACUAGAGCGAACCCAUAACACUGUUGAGCAAUUUAUCCUGGACAGACUCUUUAACAUUCAGUUGCCUGCGGAUCAGGUUCAGGCAAGUGAACUCUUGCUUCUCACCAUUUCUGAACUGUUUCGCAAGCGGAUAAAUCCCAACAUGUAUCUAAUAAAUCCAAAAGGAGAAGAAACCUGGAUAACCAGCUAAACGGACCAUGGAAUGCCCUACCAGAUAUGGAAUGCCUUUUUAAUCUCUUCUGUAACUGUGACACUCCAUGUGAAUGAUGUAUUUCACAGCCACACGUGGUACCUUGCCUGCUGACAGUUAACCAUAAUUCCCAUUUGAGCCCAGUUUCAGCAAAGUCCAUGUAAUUCUGAGCUGUUUUCUAUUCCACGGUUGACCAGCCCAUUUCUGGUUAAAUGCUGUAAACAUGUAGUAAUAUGGACUUCAUCUCCCCUUUUUAUAAGUCUGCUAUCUAUCUCUAUUUUGCUUUCUUUAUUCCUGUCUUCACUGUUUUAGAAGUUUUUGCUAUGUGUGAUUUUCAGAUGCACACAAAAAUACACACACACUGACACAACAAAAGAUGCCACAUGUGGCUUGUUUCAAAGCAAGCAAUCAGGAAGCUUCUAAGUAAACUAUUUUGGAAAACCACAAACAAAAGGAAUCUGUGUGAGGUGCAGAGUAUUGAUUUUACAUCUUAUUGAAAGCACUGCAAAGACUGACAAAUAGCUCAUAAGAUUAGCGUGAGAUAGAAUUAUGUCAUCCAAAAUCAAUGUAAAGUCAGUUGGUGAGUAUUUCGUGCCUAUAGUUCUUUUUAUUUGUGGUCCUUACAGUACAUAUCACAAGCUGAUUCCGCUAGCAGUGACAUUUGCCUUGCCCAGGGAAUAGGAAAUGCAAUUAUUAUAUUUAUUUUUUUUACAGUAUGGGCUCUAGGAAACUCUAUAGGCCUUGUAGGCCUCUGGUUCAGGCCCCUCCUUCAUAUGCUGACCUUCCCCAAAUAAUGAGCUAUGCUUAUGACUAGCAAAAGGAUCACACAAUGUGCAGCCAUUUAAAAUAUCUACUCUAGUCAGUGUCUGAUAAUGCUGAAUGUACCGGUAAGUAGAUGUCUUUAUGACUGGCUGCGUCCCACUGUUCAGCAAAGCAUGGGCAAGGUUAGUCUUGUGUUCUUUCUUAUAGCAGCAAUGCAGGAAAUGGCUUAUAUUAUAAUGUUUUCAUUGUAAAAAAAAAUAAUAAUAAAAUAAACAUACUUUUUAAUGACUAGA